AUGAAUGGUGUUGAUACUGAGAGUGAUCGGAACCAUCAAGAGAAUGUACAAGAGAAAAUAGAUUAUGUGUUUAAGGUGGUGGUGAUCGGUGACUCUGCAGUUGGCAAGACUCAGAUUCUUUCCAGGUUCACCAAGAAUGAAUUUUGCUUUGAUUCAAAGUCUACCAUUGGCGUUGAGUUCCAGACUAGGACUGUCACCAUUAAGGACAAGGUCAUCAAGGCUCAGAUCUGGGACACUGCUGGACAAGAAAGGUACCGUGCGGUGACAAGUGCAUACUAUAGAGGAGCAUUAGGGGCCAUGUUAGUCUACGACAUUACCAAGAGACCCACAUUUGAUCAUGUGGCUAGGUGGGUGGAGGAGCUCCGAGCCCAUGCUGAUAACUCCAUUGUGAUCAUGCUGAUUGGAAACAAGGCUGAUCUUGUGGACCUCAGGGCAGUUCCAAAGGAAGACGCGGUAGAAUUUGCAGAUGAUCAAGGCCUAUUUUUUUCUGAGACAUCAGCCCUUAGUGGGGACAAUGUGGACAGUGCAUUUUUCAGGCUGCUAGAAGAGAUUAAUGGUGUGGUUUGUAAGAAGGCAUUGGAAUGUGGCAAUGGAAAUUCCAAUGCUGCUGAUGCCAUAAAGCUUCGAGGUUCUAAGAUUGAUGCUAUAUCAGGGACUGAUUUGGAGAUAAGUGAGAUGAAGAAAUUAUCUGCUUGCUCGUGUUGA
Messenger RNA from Dovyalis caffra, 705 nucleotides. The record is from the annotation of a GenBank genome assembly. Lineage: Eukaryota; Viridiplantae; Streptophyta; Magnoliopsida; Malpighiales; Salicaceae.